AUGACAGUGAAACUGGGAGAGAGCGGCGGGGGGGGAGGGGGGGAGAAGCUGGGCAAGAGAGCAGGAGGAGAUGAGGAGUCCCUGGAAGAAGAAGGGGCAGGAGGAGGAGGAGAGGCAGCUCCAGGCAGCAGCAGCACAAAGAAAGAAGAGAAGAUUAUUAACAACAACACUAACAGCAGCCCCCCUCCGAACCCCAGCUUAUCACAGGCCCCGGCCUCCCUCCAGCCCUCCCACAGCCAGGACCAGCAUCAUUUUCUCAGGUCCAGCGUCAGACCUCAGAGCAAGAGGCUGAAGAAGGAUACCCAGGCAUCCUCUUCAGUUGGCAGCAGCACUGCUGCAAAAGGCAAAGCAGCAGAUAAUGGAGGGACUACAUCUGGUGGCACAUCAGGAAUUCCUCACAGCAAUCACGCUGGGAAUUCUAAGUCAGCAGCAAGGAACCUGAGCUCCUCAGCUGGAGAGAAGGAGGAAGGAAAGAAGGUCAGACGGCAGUGGGAGUCAUGGAGCACAGAGGACAAAAACACUUUCUUCGAGGGACUGUAUGAGCAUGGGAAGGACUUUGAAGCUAUCCAGAACAACAUUGCCCUGAAGUACAAGAAGAAGGGCAAACCAGCAAGCAUGGUGAAGAAUAAGGAGCAGGUUCGCCACUUCUACUACCGCACCUGGCACAAGAUCUCCAAGUACAUUGACUUUGACAACGUUUUUUCCCAAGGGCUGAAAAAAUCCUCCCUCGAACUAUACGGCUUAAUCUGCUAUGGGGAACUAAGGAAGAAGAUUGGGGGAUGUAUGGAUGACAAGAAUGCAGCUAAACUCAAUGAGCUCAUACAAGCUGGGGCUACGACUGUUCGUUACAAAGGCAGAAACCUUCGUAUCAAAGCUCCAAUGUGCAGGGCUUUGAAGAAGCUCUGUGAUCCAGAUGGUGUUAGUGAUGAAGAGGACCAGAAGCCAGUACGUCUUCCUCUCAAAGUCCCUGUGGAGUUGCAGCCACGAAAUAAUCACGCCUGGGCUAGAGUACAGAGUCUUGCCCAGAAUCCACGGCUUAGGAUGAUUGUAGAGUUACAUCGGAAGGUCUCCAGCCUCAUUGAGUUCCUGAAGCAGAAGUGGGCUCUCCAUGAAGUGCGUAUUCGUAAAACACUAGAAGAACGGCAGCUUCAAGACUCCAGAGACUCAGAAACAAGAGGCAGCUUCUCAGAGGAGAAAGUGACACUCCAUCUCUUCCCAGGAGAGAAUUGUACCCUCACUCCACUGCCUGGUGUAGCCAGAGUUGUCCACUCCAAGGCCUUCUGCACAGUGCACUGGCAGGAAACUGGCAAAUGCAAACAGAACACGAAAGACUCUCACUUACUACCCCCUGCACAAAUCCUAGGCAUACAGAGUGGUCAGGGGACAGCCAGGGGACAGCUGAAAUACACACGGGGAACAGAAGGUAAGGGUGUUGGAAGGGCAGAGAGCACUACAGAGUCAAGCAAAACCUCUCAGCCCACAGCUGAAGUUUCUGUGAGCUCUGAAGAUGGAGGCCCGGAGCCCAGCCUGGUGGAAGGAACAGCCUCAAAUCUUGGCAUCAGUAAUUCUCUCCAAAAACCACCUUCUGGACUUCCAGAUCCAGGAGGGAACCACGAAAAGCUGAGCUCAGUGGCCUUCUGCAUGGAGGGCAGGGAGGCCCUGGCUAGCGACCAGGCGACUGCGCCGCCGUCGUGCGGCACGGCUUGUGCUUGCAGCAGGAUCCCUGAUGUGGAGGAACUCUCUCUGCUCGAUCCAUUCCCACGGUACAUGAAGUCCUGUCAGGACCUGAUUGUCCCAGAGAAAUGUUCUUGCACAGACAAACUGCAUGCAAAAGACUCUGCUCCAGGAGCUGGUGAUAGUUCUCCUGUGGCUUUUCCAAGCGGGAGGAGUGCAGAAGUACCUGACUCCUGCUCGCAGCUCCCGAGAGGUGGUGUGGCCUCACCCGGCAGCGGCCCAUCCAGGGGUGAAACUCAGGGUAGCCACAACCAGGGCCAGCAGCCUGAUGCUUGUACCAAGGAUGUAACAGAUAUGGUGAUGGAGGAUUCUCAAGAGAAGCUGGGCUCCUCAUUUCCACCUCCACCUCAGGGACAAUCUAGUACAAAGUCUCUCAAGGACGACCCAAACCGUCUGUCUCAGCAGGUUAGGGAAGAAGGAUGGAGUCUCCGAACUUCUGAGAGCCUUACGCUGGCUGAAGUCUACCUCAUGAUGGGCAAACCCAACAAGCUGCAGCUGGAAUAUGACUGGUUGGCUGUCCUGGAGCCAGAAAGCCAGGAUACUAGGGAGCAAACAGCUGAGUCAAGUGCUGUUCCUACAUGUACCACCUUUCACAAGCAGAGACUCCUGAACUGCCUUUUAAAACUCAUCUCUACUGAAGUCAAUCCCAAACCAACUCCCGAGAUGAGCUCUGUUGCCACGUCACCUAUAAAGCCUGCUCAAGAGGAGCAGUCACUGACUCCUCCAGGAAAAGUGAUUGCCAUCAGCACCAGGAGUCCAGGUUGUGCACGAAAUCAGUCUGCCCUUCGCAACAACAAGGCUUUUUCUCCUGGUGCUGCUUCCAGCUCCUCAG
Merops nubicus (carmine bee-eater) is the source of this 2566-nucleotide messenger RNA. It is a transcript of the gene CRAMP1, whose product is annotated as Crm, cramped-like (Drosophila). Gene Ontology annotation, biological process: pattern specification process. The transcript has 11 exons. The annotation marks the transcript as partial. Lineage: Eukaryota; Metazoa; Chordata; Aves; Coraciiformes; Meropidae. Gene Ontology annotation, cellular component: nucleus. Gene Ontology annotation, molecular function: chromatin binding. The record is from RefSeq and is a predicted model, not a curated record.